Tilletiaria anomala UBC 951 is the source of this 2586-nucleotide messenger RNA. RefSeq lists its product as uncharacterized. The record is from RefSeq and is a predicted model, not a curated record. The transcript has 3 exons. Bases 278 to 2545 code for a protein of 755 amino acids. Lineage: Eukaryota; Fungi; Basidiomycota; Exobasidiomycetes; Georgefischeriales; Tilletiariaceae.
GCAAGACAGAGGCCAUCGCCGAAGGUUCGCCUGACGGUGGAGGAGAGUAAUUUUCGACACCGUGGCCCUGGGAAGAGCAUCAACGGCAAACUCUGGGUGGGACAAGGCAGUCCGAGUGGGGAAGAUUGGGCGGGCAAUUCUAACGCUCGUCUGCAAGCGGCGGGGGACAUGUCCUGCGAUAUCAGCGCAUCCGGGCAGCAUCGCCGGUGGGGAGUGGGGGAGUUCGCGCCAGCUCCAAGCUGUGAACGCCGACGCUGCCGCUCCGACACAUCGGGCCAUGGACACCUCCAUGAGGGUUACUGCAAUUUCAUCGAAGAGACAGGCAGAGGAGAGAUUGGAAAGAGAGAUGUCCAAUCCCACUGCAGGCGAGAGCAGUAGCAAAGGCAGCAUGACGCUAGAAGCUCGAGACGAGCUACGGGUUGCCGGCCAAGGCAUGAGCUUCUCUCCGUCGCUUGAAGCUCACCAGCAGCCGUCUAAGGCCCUCGAAGCCGCUCGUCACACACAUGGCACUCACGGCAUGGAUCAAGAGAACGUUGUCAUGCCUCCUGAUGCAUCAGGCCAGCUCUCCACUCGAGGCGCCAGCGAUGAUUUCCAAGGCGGUGCGCUCAUGUCGCUGCCAACAGCACACGGCUCUCUGUGGGCUCCGAAAGGCAAAGCAUCUUCGGCUCUCUUGCAAAGCACCCAGCAGCCAGGGUACGUGCACGGUCUUCAGACCUACGUAGGAGGCUUGCAGAUGAGCAUGUCGAGCACGCGGACCGGCCUGCAUGAGGCAGAGCCCUUUUCUGCGUCUCCGUCCGCGUUCAUGGACGAGGAUGUGGCGCGCAUCUUGCAAGAAGAGCUGGACAAGCGCAGCCAGAAGCGCAAGGAGCGGUCUGCAUCACCCACAGCCGUCAUGGGCACGAGCGCGAGCAAGGACAAGGGUUCAAAGGCGCUAUCGAGCAAGGCGAGAGGCAAGCAGCGACGAAUCGAUUCCUACGCGUUCGCUGCUCUGCCACUGGCUGCAUCAGCGCCAUCAUCGUCAUCACAGACACCAUGCCCGGAGACGGCAACGGCACCUGCGCCAAAGGACGACUUCGUGCGCAACUCGGGGUGCCAGGCCGUAUCUAGCAGCCUAGGGACAGGCACAGGCACAGGCACAGUUCAUGCGCACUCGUCUCUCAGCCUAGGGCCCUGGACAGCGAACGCGAUGAACAGCGGCAUCGGCCUGGCCCCUCCGGAACGGCCCGUCGACUCUCUGUUCCCGUUGCCGAAGCACGUGCACGACGCCAAGAGCACGCGCGACACCGCGCAGCGGAUCAGCUACGAUGUCGGCGCCAUACAGCAUGCCGGCAGGUAUGAUGAUGGAGGCAAGGACAGCCAGGAGGGUGAAGCGGCGUUCGCUGAUAGCGCCAUGCAUGUCAAUUCAACCGGAAACAAUGAUGAAGAAGACGAAGAAGACGCGAUCGACCGUGAGCGGCAAGAGGAGCGUGAGCGCGAGCUGCGCCAGGGAAGGGAUGCGACAGCAAGAAGCGAGGAUGUAGAGCUGGAGAGGCUCCUGCGAGUCGCUAAGCGGGAAGCCGAUCUGGAUCUCUACAAAGCUUUCCGCAGGUCUACCUCCCUCCAAGCUCAGCAAGUCCAGCAUGCAGGGAGCGAUGCGAGGUCGCGGCAGUCCACACGACAGCACUCGGCGGACAGCGUCAGCUCCGACCAGCGAGGCAGCGCGAGCUCGGGAUCUACCGCUAGGGAGGGAUCGGCGCCUGGCGCGCUCCAAGCGCCAUCUCCGCCGCCGCUAUUGACAGCCGCAGCACGCAGGUUGCAGGUGCGCAUCGAGAACGGUCUGCCGGCCGUCAGCCCCGGCUGGCAUGUGCCCGAGAGCGGUCUGCAAAGCUCGUACGUCGGCGGUGCGGGCGUUGGCGCUGGCGUGAGCGUGAACGGAAGCGUCAGCCAUACGCCGCGGACGAGCACCAUACAAUCCAAUGCUGCAGACACAUUCUACCCUUCCUCCUCUUCUGUGGCAACAAACAACUCAACCGCAUCCGAUGCUCGAGAGCGCGCACCACAGCUGCUGCACCAGCAUGCGCUACCCUUGCGCGAGGAAGAAGGAUAUGUCCCACUCUGCUCCUUCCCUGGAGGGCGCAUCCCAGAAGCUCUCAAACCCAGGCUGCGCGAAAGCUUGGGUCUCAGGCCACUAGAUGAUAUCUUGAAGGAGAUUCAAAGUCGUACAGCAGGCAGCAGACAUCUGCGCAAAAGGCGUCGUCUAGACGCAACAGUACUAAUUGGAGCAGGCUCUCCGACAAGACUUCCACCUUAUCGCGAGCGACUGGAGUAUACGGUCAGGGCAUCGCCUGCGACAAAGCCGUCGCAGAGCAUAUCUCUCCCUCACCGCCCACGCGCUCGCCUUUGCCGACGCUUGGGAACACCAUGGCACGCGCACCGUCCUCGUCGGAGCAGCAUGAAGUGGAAGAUGAGGUGGUGGGGGAGAAACUGGGGGAGGAGAACACCGUGGAGGAGGAGGUGGUGGUGGUGCAGCAUGCGCCAGUCGCGUUGCCCAUCACUGCCUUGUUAAACGCGGCCGGCAGUACGGAUGCGUCGAAUGAUGCCAAGAUC